Molecule: messenger RNA, 3192 nt
Organism: Dermacentor albipictus
Lineage: Eukaryota; Metazoa; Arthropoda; Arachnida; Ixodida; Ixodidae
Product: LHFPL tetraspan subfamily member 2a protein
Cellular component (GO): membrane
Source: RefSeq, a predicted model, not a curated record
GUGGCCGCUCGCGCGCGCUCUCCGCCGCUGAUGUCGGCGGCUGUGACUCGCCACGGAGGAAACCGCCCGCGCUGGUGUCGGCGACGAUCUGUCUUGUGCCGCGCGCUCGCGUCUGACACGGGCGAAGGCCAUGGCCGUGUUGUGUCUGCGCCGGGUGCUCGGACAAGCGUCCUAGCGCGCCGGCCGCCGUUGUCGUGCGUCGCGCCGCGCUGUCAAAGGCGGGAACGCGCGCGCGCGAGUGUUGCGUUGCGGAGUCGACUCGGAUAGCGCGUGCUCGCGGUGGUGUCCGUGUGUCGCGCGUCCGUCCGGUCGUCCUAUAGGGCUGGUGGACGUGCCGACCACAAAGGCGAACGCCCUCCGCUGUGACAGUUCUGCGGACCUUGAGGCCUCCUCGUCGCUGACACUGUCGUGUCAGCCCAGCGUCGUCCUCUCCGCAGUCAGAAAAGCGACAGACGAGAGAAAGGCCCGUGGCGAGAGCGGUUGGCGAAACGCCAUCUGGCGCUGACCGAGGGUCGCCAUGGGCAACCACGUGAUCGUGACGUCGCGCACCUUGCUGUGGACCCUGCUGACGGUGGCCACCUCGCUGUCCAUGCUGGCGGCCGUCAUUACGCCAACCUGGCUGGUGGGCGCCCCCAAGCGGCCGCUCAUCCGGGGACGGCUCUCCGGCGCCACCAUGCGGCCGCCGCAACUCUACAGGCCGUCCAUCGGCCUGUACAACAGGUGCGUGAAGCUGCACCAGAUCGACGAGCUGUUCACGGACAACUGCGCUCCGUUCGUGACGUCACUGUCGAUGCCAUCGGACGAGUUCCCGAGUCCGUGGAAGGCGUCGCUGGCGUUCUUCGCCAUCGGCCUCGUGCUGAUGGCGAUGACCGUGCUGUCCGCCGUGCUCGGAUGCUGCGUCCAGAGCGUGCUCAAGAAGAGCAUCUUCACCGUUUCCGGCACUGUGCAGGCCGUCGCUGGAUUGAUGUUCCUGCUUGGGCUGCUGCUGUAUCCAGCUGGCUGGGGCACUCGGAGAGUGCACACAGUGUGCGGGCCACACUCGGAGCCCUUCAUGCUGGGAGGCUGCUCUUUAGGCUGGGCUUUCUACCUGGCCAUUGGAUCGACGCUCGUCACAUUUGUCUGUUCGGUGCUGUCUGUCCAAGCUGAGGUUUCCACGUCGAGCGACAAAGUGCAGGACGAAAUCCUCGAAGGGAAAAACCUCAUCUGCUUGCUGUAGCUGCGCUGCCAGCACCAGUCCAUCCCAGUCGCACGUCCCCCUUGCCGCACUGACAGCUUUCGCUAGGAAUCUGUGAACGGACUGCACCGUCCCAUUUGUGGCCAACUAUCAUUUGCUGGUACCUACUCUGUUUGGAAGUGAAUGUUCUGGUUAUUUUUCCCUUUUUUUUUACUUAAUAGCUGGAGCUCGCAUAUUAAGUUGUCGCUUGUGGGCAUGUCAUAUCUAUCUUGUGGUGCUUUCACCGCCAUGACAGUGCUUUACAAACUAACAUUGCAGUCAACUCUAUCCAAAAGACACCUUCUUAUUGUGCAGUUGGUAACCACUGUGCUUCCUGCCGUGCAUGCUUUGCCUUCAGGUGCAACCUCACAGCAGUGCAGAUAUCAAUGCCAUGAAUUUGCAGCCAAAGUCAAUAUAUGCAUAUAACCGAUGACCCCACUUGGCAGUCAAUAAAAAUUGAAUUUUCAGCGCAAAAAUACUGCAUACGCUGUCUGCAGGUAGUAAUUUGGUAAAAACGCCAAAAACACCGCUGUGCAAAAUGCUGUUGUUUAUACUCAUGCAGUGUCAUUGAUUUAGUCAUUGAUUUCACUUUUUUUGUGUGUGUAUGUGUGCUGCAACUGAGUAUUUUGUGGCUGUGGCAACUGAUAACUUACUGCGACGGGACAUUUUUUAAAAACUGUGCUAGACUGUGUUUUUGGGAGUGCAUAUAUUGAUUUUGUUGCUAUCACUAGCUCUACCUGUCACGAGGUGGGUUUUUCGUACCUGCUCUGGAUGUAUCAAUUAGAUUUUUUUGUAGCUAGGAACCAGAAGAUGUCACUGCGAUGCCUAUCUGCCUAUGUUAGACGUUUGAAAAAAAAAAAGUGGGAAUUGGAACCUUUGCACACUAUACAUGCAGUUAACUUUGCAUUUCAUCUUCAGCAGCUAAUGUUACAAUGCAUUUUUUUUUUUGUUAUCAACAUAAUGCCAAAAAGAAUGACUGCAGUACGAGGAUGUUGAUUAGUGUUCGUUGUGAUAGUUCUGUGUCGUCUAAACAUCCGCAGAGCAUUGUGGCUCUCACAACUUGUUUGAUUGAAGCAAUUGUUUUAUGUUAAUAGAAUGUUUCCUGUACUCCAGUUUAGUAUGCGAGUGAACCCAAGGGUGCAGCAGCAUUACUUGUAUUUUAUGAAAAUGCUUUUAGCAUUGACACACGUGAAAGUGCAAGAUCUUAUUAAGCAUUCUAUGUGAUGCUUCUUGCAGAAUGUGCGCAUUCAAGAAAUUGUUGACUCUGGUGUUUCUAAGUGCAAUCAAAUUGCUUUCUUGUGGGCAUGGGAAGCACAUAUCAUAUAGAGACCUUCGCAUAAGCCUGUGCUGAUGGCAAUGCAGUAGCGAGGAAUGUUUUAAGUCCUGAAUGAAAGAGUGUAUGCAGCUUCUUGCUUUCUUAAGCACAUCUUCCCAGUCACUCAGGUCCUCCUUUCACGUUGACAUUUUAAAAGUCUAACUGCGCGCAAGCUGUUUCAAACGUGGUCGUGAAGUGAUGCGACUGCUUUAAGCGACUGCAGCAACAUUGUACAAGGUCUUCCAGAUCUAAGCUCUGAAGCAAACAGCUGUCAGCAUCGUGCCGAAGAACAAAUUUAUUACUAAUUUUGCAUCUUGUUCUGCACCUCGCACCUGUUGAAUGAGUGUUAGUUUUCAAUACACAUUGUUGAAAGAAAGAAAAAUGUAUAAUGGAUGACCACAUCGAAAUUGCCAAGGUCAGACUGUAAGUGUACUGCAUGCAUAGGAGUUUGGCGAUGCGGCCUCAGAUCUGUUCCUGUACACCUCGACUUGCAUGUGAACAUCUGCGUACAUGCCAACGGUGUCUUUUCUAAGAGUACCGGCACAAGAUUCCUUUUGAAUUCUUUUCUUUCUCUGUAGCUAUAUACAUAAUCGUUUGUCAACACAGUGAUAACGCUAAAUAGCCUGAAUUCCUCCUGCAGGCAAUAAAAAAAUCUGAUUUAUCA